GAGUCACCGUAAAGUUUGGUUUAGUUAAACUCUCAGCUGACAGCCCGACCGGUUCUGCACAGUCCUAACGCAGAAAACAAAUCCACCGAGAUGUCCUCCUGGUGGGGGCAGCUCUCUGAGUCGGUGAACAACAGCUCUGUUCGUUAUGACAACAGUAGCUGCUUGAGUUCCACACAGAGCACCGUUCUGAAGGGGGUGAAUUUUGGAGGAAUUCCUGUCGUUCUGCUGCUUGACUUCAUAGUCUUCAUAUUGCUGCUAUUGGUCUUCACUCUGAUCAGAAGGAAACUGUGGGAUCAUGGGAGACUCGCUCUUGUUGCGGAGACUGAUGUGUUUGGCGAUGGAAGAAAGCGGCGUUACAGUAGAUUGACGUCAUCCAUGUCUGUUGAGGAGCCUGAAUAUGAGAAGGGUUGUUGCUCCUGGCUCACGUUUAUUGUCAAUAUGGAUGAGACUUUGGUGCAGGAGAGAUGUGGUGUGGACGCAGUACAUUAUCUGUCCUUUCAGAAGCAUCUGGUCACUCUGCUCUUGAUCAUCUGUGUGCUGUCUGUGUCCAUCAUCCUGCCAGUCAAUCUGUCCGGGGAGCUACUAAGCACUGAUCCCUACAGUUUUGGACGGACCACAAUAGGGAAUCUUCAGCAUGAUGAUAAGCUCCUUUGGCUGCACACUGUGUUUGCAGUUCUGUAUCUUAUGGUCACUGUGGUCCUGCUGAGGCGCUACACCUCGAAAAUGAAGGGAACCAAGAGAGAGAUUGUCAGAAAAACCCUGUUUGUUAGGCCUUUACCCAGAACAGCCACCGACGACAGUAUAAAAACUCACUUUGUGGAGGCGUACCCUUCAUGUCACGUGACUAGUGUUAACUUGUGCUAUGAUGUUUCCAAACUGAUUGACGUAAACAAAAAUAGAAAACGGGCUGAAAGGAACCUGCGGCAUUACAAUAAGAUACUGCAGCAACAGGGACGACGCGAGCUUAUUAACCCUCGUCCAUGCAGCCACUUGUGCUGCUGCUGUCAGCGCUGUCUGGGGUGUGAAGAGGUUGACGCUAUAGAGUUUUACAGCUCUCAAGAAGCUGCUUUACACGAAGAGGAAGCGAGACUGAAGCAGAAAGAGCUGCAUCCCCUGGGCAUGGCUUUUGUCACUCUGCAAAAUGAGUAUAUGGCCACUUAUAUUCUGAAAGAUUUCAACGCUCUUGAGUGCGGAGGCGGAGCCAGGGGUGUGGUUGGAGAAGAAAUGAGCAGAGGGAUUCAAUGUGGGUGUGGCCGGGAGCCUCAGCCGUCCACUAGAAGUGCAGAGCUGGGGGUGCCGAAAUGGAAAGUGAAUUAUGCGUCUCAUCCGCACAAUAUCUACUGGGAGAAUUUAUCCGUCCGGGGCUGGCGUUGGUUGCUGCGCUGUGUGCUGCUGAAUACCGCACUCUUCCUCCUCCUGUUCUUCCUCACAACACCCUCCAUCAUAAUCAGCACCAUGGACAAGUUUAAUGUCACCAAGCCCAUAUACUAUCUCAAUAGCGCCAUUAUCAGCCAGUUCUUCCCCACUCUGAUGCUGUGGACUUUCUCUGCCCUGUUGCCCACUAUAGUCUAUUACUCUACACUGGGAGAAGCUCAUUGGACCAGGUCCAGUGAGAAUAUGAGCAUGAUGUACAAGCUGUACACCUUCCUGAUCUUCAUGGUGUUGAUUUUACCCUCGCUGGGCCUCACCAGUCUGGACGUGUUUUUCCGCUGGUUGUUUUAUAAGCAGUCUGAAGGCCAGCUGAGGUUUGAGUGUGUGUUUUUAGCUGAUCAGGGUGCGUUCUUUGUGAAUUACGUGAUCGCGGCAGCUCUGGUGGGCUCUGGUAUGGAGCUGCUGCGGUUGCCAGGUUUACUGCUCUACGUUGUGCGUUUGGCACUUGCAAGUUCAGCUGCUGAGAGGAAAUAUGUUAAACAGAAUCAGGCCUAUGAGUUUCAAUACGGAGCGAUGUAUGCAUGGACUCUGUGUGUGUUCACGGUCAUCAUGGCAUACAGCAUCGUCUGUCCUCUCAUCGUCCCCUUCGGUCUGCUGUAUCUGCUGCUGAAACAUCUGGUGGACAAACACAACUUGUACUUCGCUUACCUGCCCGCCCGCCUCGAUCGCCAGGUCCACCUGGGAGCUGUCAAUCAAGCGAUGGCUGCACCAAUCAUAUGUCUGAUCUGGCUUUAUUUCUUCUCUGUGCUCAGGACAGGCUUCAUGACGGGAACUUCAUUGUUUACGCUAGUGGUUUUGUGUAUUACCGUCUUUAUCUGCAUAAGUUACACCUGCUUUGGACAUUUCAAAUAUCUCAGUCCACACAACUACAACGUUAAAGAAGAAGAUGAAGAUGCUGAUAGAGUUUCAGAGAGCUCAUCCGGAUUGGUUUAUCUUCCCAAAGUGUUGAACCCUGAUGCAUCGUUUGAGUCUUCAGAUGAGUGCAGCCCUAGUCAUUCAUACGGGACGACAGACAUAAGCCCACAAUUCAUCGGGACUGAGGAAAGCUCUCCAGACUCGGAUAUAUAGCAGCAAUAAUCAGGCAACGUAUCGAGCAAUCGCUGGUCUGGAGGAAACGGUUAUUCGCAGAUUUAGGAGCUGGAGAGGUCAGUGUGGAGAUAUGGAGGGGGAUUGACUGAAAAAGAUUUCGAAGGGAAAUAAAAUUGCACUCCUGUUUUUCACGCACACUGCCAUACCUGCCAUACAACAAACAUAAAGGAUUUUUUUGGGAAUCGAUACUUUAUAUCCAAAGAAUUGCCAGCCAAAGACACGGUCCAAACAUUUCUGCAUUACAAAAGCAGCUUUGGCAGUGAGCGCUUUCCAAAUAGCACAAAUAUAACAUCAAAAGUCAUAUGAACACUUGAACUGAUGCUUGUGCCUUGUUGGAGACAACUUAACACACUUUAUAACUGUACGUUUUUGUGUGUGUGAUGCUUUAUGAUUUUUUAAAGCAGAGUUUUAUACAGAUAUGUUAAUAUAUUGAUAUUAACAAACAGAGCUCGAGACUCAGUGGCCUUCAUUAGCAUUUUUGCAUUGUUGUGCAAGUACUGUAUGUGACCGGGUGAACAGAAACUGUGUUUGAAGACUGCUUCACUAGGUGGCACUGUUGCUCUCUGAUUGUUCUGUAUUUCUCAGAGCGAUUUAGACCAAAGCAGAGAGACAUGUAAAGCUUAAAAGUUAAGCUCAGUAUUUCUGGCAUGAUGUCUAGAGAAAAUAAUGGAGACAAGAAAUAAAAAGAAUUUGCAGUGAAGCAUAAACAGGUUACGCAUAAACCUUAAAAUACACACUGCUCACAAGACGUUUAUGUGUUAAGAUGAGUCUAGUGUGAUAACACCGCAUGCUGAUCAUGCCUGUGUAAAGUUCAACUUCAGUGUCAUGACCAGGUUAACAGAAAGGGACUGUUUACAUCAAAUUAAUUAAAACUACUGUAGCUAGAAAGACAUCCGUGUACAAAAGUGAUCACACUUACAUUUUCGAUCUUUUUAUAUGCUUCACAUGAUAAAACAGGCAUUAGUUAAUUAUUUAUGUGGGUCCUAUAUUGCUUUUUUAUACGCUUGCUUUAGUGUAUAGUCUUGAAUAGUGUAUAGUGUAGUCUUGAGUUUCAUUUGGGAACGUAUGUCCUAAUUUUCUAGAUUUAAAUAAUGUUACUUUAAGAGCAUCGUCAUUAAACUGUUACCAACCUAAUAUAAAAAUCACAUGUGAUUAUUUCCGUUUACAGACAGAACCAACAUCGUGUGAACUUGAUUUUGUCUGCUGUUGACAGAGCCUUGUGUGUAUUUGACGGACAAUCUCAAAUCAGUGACUGAAGUUCAUCCAGAUUGUUUUGUUUGUUUGUUUGGUUGAUAGAGUUACUAAAGCACAAGCUGUAAAGGCUCCGCCCUCUUCUAGAAAAGGGGGUGGGGGCAGCAGCAGCUCAUUUGCAUUUAAAGAGACACACAUGCAAAUGGUGUAAUUUUGUUCACACAGCAUGGUAUAAUAAGUAAUCUUUGAGUUGGAACUUGGUACACACAUUUUGGGGACACUUGUUAGAUUUACAUGUAAAAAAGGUAUGAUUUGACCUCUUUAAACAUCAACAAAUGGCAUUUUUAGUUUCAACUGAAAUGCAAUGAGAAGAUCUGAAUGUGGAUUUGAAACUUUUGGUAUUGUUUCCUGUAUGUGUGUGUUUUAGUUCUGUAUAUUUAUCAUAUUAAUGGAACAGAAACCGAAUUGUAGUGUCUGAUCAUUUAACCGGCUCAACCUUUGCAGUUCUGCAGUCUUAAGCCUCAGAUUUUCCUGGAAAUGGUUGAAUGAACUUCCUCCAAACACACACACACACACACUUGACACAUUUCUCCUGACGGCGGUUUUCAGCUCAUUAGUCAGGAUAGAGCGAAAUCGUCUUAUUUUAACACCAUAAGUAGUCCAUAAACUCUGUGGCCCGAGUGACCAGCUACAAACGCCAGGAUCAGUGUUCAGAACUCCAUAAGAACAGUAAUUGAUCUAAUGAGUGUGUGAUUUAAGAUGUUGAAGGUCUAUAAACACACAGUGGUGACAAUAGUGAAGGUUACUGAUACUCUAUACUGAUAAAAAAAAAAAUUUGUAACCUGUUGUUACUAUAU
Danio aesculapii is the source of this 4568-nucleotide messenger RNA. RefSeq names its product transmembrane protein 63A (gene tmem63a). Bases 91 to 2499 code for a protein of 802 amino acids. Gene Ontology annotation, molecular function: calcium-activated cation channel activity. The record is from RefSeq and is a predicted model, not a curated record. Lineage: Eukaryota; Metazoa; Chordata; Actinopteri; Cypriniformes; Danionidae. Gene Ontology annotation, cellular component: plasma membrane. The transcript has 23 exons.